Messenger RNA from Danio aesculapii, 290 nucleotides. RefSeq names its product ELKS/Rab6-interacting/CAST family member 1-like. Gene Ontology annotation, molecular function: structural constituent of presynaptic active zone. Gene Ontology annotation, biological process: neuromuscular synaptic transmission; maintenance of presynaptic active zone structure; regulation of synaptic plasticity. The transcript is spliced from 4 exons. Bases 1 to 282 code for a protein of 93 amino acids. NCBI's taxonomy places the organism in Eukaryota, Metazoa, Chordata, Actinopteri, Cypriniformes, Danionidae. The record is from RefSeq and is a predicted model, not a curated record. Gene Ontology annotation, cellular component: cytoskeleton of presynaptic active zone.
AUGUCACAAGAGGCUCUUCUGGCAGCCAUAAGUGAGAAGGAUGCUAACAUCGCCUUGUUGGAGCUCUCUUCAUCUAAAAAGAAGAAAACACAGGAGGAAGUGGCUCAGCUGCGGAGAGAGAAGGACCGUUUGGUGCAGCAGCUCAAACAGCAGACACAGAACCGCAUGAAGCUCAUGGCGGAUAAUUAUGAUGAUGGAUACUUGAAAACACCACCUGACCAGACCAAUCACAAACCUCCGAAAUCACCUGAUCAGGAUGAUGAGGAGGGCAUUUGGGCAUAGCCUCACUG